AUGGACCAAGACGACUCUGAGGUCGCUCUCGCGCUGUCGGACGUCGUGCACGACGAACCGCUGCCUGACAACCCCCCCAACCACCACAUGCACCACAUGCACUCCCUCGCUCUCCCGCCCGUCUCGCAGCAUCACCACCACACCCCCGCCGCGCCCUCCCCAUUCCAGCAUCAGCCGUCGGUGCACGCGUCGCGCGACGUCCCCGCGUCCCUUGACCUCGAGCCGGCCCACGAGCACGAGAGCGACUUCGAUGCUGCGCUCUCGCCGGACCCGUCAUGCCACCUUCACAUCGAGCAACUCGAACGUGAGAUCUCGUCCCUCCUCCACCAGAACUCUGCCGCAGCCGCCCUCAAUGACUCUCUACACUCCUCCCAUCCCGGCGAAGGCCAUUCUGCCUCCCAUCCCAUCGACCUCUCGGACGUUCCCCAACACGAACCCCACGAGCAGCCGGACGCUUCGAACAUGCAUCUUGGCGAGGCUCUGGCAGGCGUGCUCGGCAUGAACCUCAACAGCCUUGCUGCUGUGCUCCAGGCGGCCCAAGCUCAGUCCGAGAACGAACGAGCAUCCAGAGAGGAUGGACAACACGGGGACUCUCUAUAUCACUCCUACGCAACGACUGAGCCUGUGCCCCAGCUCACACACUCGGGCAGUCCUACAGACGGCUCGGAAUAUCUCUACGACGAUGAAGGGGACAGUGAACACGAAGACGGGUUCGGUGGCAUGCGGGGUAGUAGCCUUCACCACGGUUCGUCGUCCCCCAUUGACGGAAGCGACCGGCACUCCCAACCCCCCGAGUUCACGGAUACGGAAAUCAACGACAUCCUCAACCACUUCACGCAGUUCGACCAAGAUCCUCCAAAUCCACCAUCCCUCAGACACCCAUCUCCGCCGCCUCUGGACCCCCCUUCGAGUGUUCCUCCAUUGCCUUCGACCCAGAGCGAGCACCAAUCUCCGCCCGAUCCGCCUAUUGGCCUCUCGCCUCCGAUGUCAUCGUCGUAUGACGGCGGCUUUGACCAGCCGGUGGCUUCAACAUCCACGCUCCAUCCAUCAGCAGCGUUGUCCACGGCCGCGACGAAGAUCGCAGACUCGUUCAAGGAUAAGAACAACAAGCUGCAGCAGGCACACGUCUGCGACCAGUGCUCCAAGUCGUUCAGCCGCAGGAGCGACCUUUGCCGGCACAUGCGCAUACACACCGGCGAGCGGCCAUUUGUCUGCCCCGAAACGACCUGCGGUAAGACGUUCAUCCAGCGUUCCGCCCUCCAUGUGCACCUUCGCGUCCACACGGGCGAGAAGCCGCACUUCUGCGAGUAUCCAGACUGCGGUAAGACGUUCGGGGACUCGAGCUCUCUCGCACGCCACCGGCGAACCCAUACCGGCAAGCGGCCAUAUCAGUGCGAGGAUCCAGCCUGCGACAAGACAUUCACUCGGCGGACGACGCUCACCGCACACAUGAAGACACACGACCCAACCUGGGAGCCCGACCCCAACAUCAAAUACAGCUUCAAAGCGAAACGCCCGAAGCUGACGGACCCGGACAAGGAGGAGGAGGAGCUCGAGGCGUCCGUCCGCACGCUCUCCGCGCUCCUCAGCCAGGGCGACCCGAACAUCAUCGCCGCGCACGCCCUCCCCGGCGAGCCUUCCCCCACUCUCGAGGAGCGCGUCGCGGCGACGCUCAGCGCAGAGCUCGCCGCCGCCCUCGCCGCCCAGCAGCACCCCCCGGGCGCGCCCCGGCGCCUCGACCCGGACCCAGACGAGGACGGCGAGGAGGAGGACGAGCUCGACGACGACCAGUACGAGUCCGGGCCGGACGCGGACGACUCGCGCCGCCGCCGCGCGACGAACACGUACCCGCCGUCGCUCGGGGUGGGCGCGCUCGGGGUCGUCCCGGGCGGCCCGAGCGAGAAGGGCGGGGGCGGGGGCGGGGAGGUGCAGGUGAUGAUCGUCGCGGGGCCGGAUGGGGAGGCGUUCUCCGUCCCGCUGCGUGCGCGGAAGGGGAAGGAGGUGAGCGGGGUGGGGGUGAAGCGGAAGCGGUGA
This is a messenger RNA of Epithele typhae, 2034 nucleotides long. RefSeq lists its product as uncharacterized. Gene Ontology annotation, molecular function: RNA polymerase II cis-regulatory region sequence-specific DNA binding; DNA-binding transcription factor activity, RNA polymerase II-specific. The transcript has 5 exons. Gene Ontology annotation, biological process: regulation of transcription by RNA polymerase II. The record is from RefSeq and is a predicted model, not a curated record. Gene Ontology annotation, cellular component: nucleus. Lineage: Eukaryota; Fungi; Basidiomycota; Agaricomycetes; Polyporales; Epitheliaceae. Bases 1 to 2034 code for a protein of 677 amino acids.